This is a messenger RNA of Marchantia polymorpha subsp. ruderalis, 4980 nucleotides long. Lineage: Eukaryota; Viridiplantae; Streptophyta; Marchantiopsida; Marchantiales; Marchantiaceae. The record is from the annotation of a GenBank genome assembly.
GCGAGCGAGCGGCGGCGCUUGCCUUAUUUGGACAGUUGCGAGGGACGCUCGCUCGCUCGUCUAAAGAGCCCGAGCCCCUAGCCCGAAGACCAUUGAUCUCCUUUUGCUAGGGACUGCGAGCGCCGUGGUUUCUCAAAUGUCUUGUGGAGGUCGACGCUGCCUCUUCUCGUUCUCGUCGUCGUCGUUCGAUGCAGAGUGGGCGAGCAUGAAGGUGGGAAAUCUCUCUGCCGAGGAGCAGGGGAUGGCCAUUCGAGAUCGAUUUGCGAACAGGGGUGGGAACGAUGAUGGGCGCGACGGGCACGGGGCGUUUUUGGGCUUUUGAGAGACCUCGAGCGGAGCGGAUAGGGUUGCGAGUGGGGCAGUGAUUUUCGAGUGCGUGAAUGGUGACUGUGGAACCAAGGGAGGAGAAGUGGGGUCGAUAGCAGCGGAAGGAAGAAAGUCUGUCUGUUGGAAUGGCGAAUCAAAGGGAGGUGCAGUCGCAAUUGUUGGCUGGUGGGCAGCCGGCCGCAGUUGAAGGCUUUGUUCAAAUUGGCUUUGUAGAAGUGCUUCUCGUUCCGUGGGUUGCCAAAGGCGGCAAUGGAAGUUCGAAUGCAGAUAUUGAGCUUUGGACGCGCUGCCACUUACAAUCACAGGAAAUGGAGGCCGUCGUGAUUGUUGAGAAUUCCAAGUCUGUUUUAAUGCAAAUGAAGAAGGCAAUUAGGAACGAUGAGCCCAAGCAGGCGGCCGAUACACCUAUUAGCAGUAAAGUCCUAGAUUCAUGUCAGGUUGUGGAGGCAGGGGUUUCAGAUAUGGAGCUCACGUUUGGGAAGGAUUCCCCUCUUUUUCCUGGUGAGGAUACGCCGGAAGGAGAGGCCAACGGGGUAAGUCCCGGAGAUGGAGACCAAGGACAAUGUGCCAGGCGCAGGUCUAAGUGCUCGGCUUUGAAAAAUUACUACACUGCAACUUUGGAGCAGCUCCGUGAUUUGGAAAGGAAAAGUUACAUGCAAGUUACUGGAAGAGUGGUUUUCAGGCAGUGCGUAGAUAAUCAAGAAUACUUUGUUGUUCUCUUUGAUGUUUACAUACCUGGGAUGUUCUGCACACCUGGGCCACAUCACCGGUGGAAAGGCGGGACUCACGUAUCCGUCGGUCUUUCUCAUGUCAGUAACAACUAUGAGAGGAGGAGGCAAGUCCUGGACCAACGGCUGUCGUACAGCCUGGAAGACAUCUUCAACAUUGGCACUUGCCAUGUUAUAGGCUGCGAAACACAUUUGGAUCUGAGUGAGGCCGAGAAGAGUGAACGGUUCAACUUGAAUGCCAUCUUUUCGACUUUGCCGGGCAUUGUGAGGAGCGAAACAAGACUGAAUACAUGUGUGGAGCCUAGUGAACCAGUGCGCUUAGGGAAAACUGGUAUUUACCACUUACCUGAUGAAGUCUUAUCUGGAAUCCUGUCUAAGCUCAAUUCUAGUGACCUUUCCAGCUGCGCUGCAGUUUGUAGACAUUGUCGAGCGCUGGUGGGCACAGUUUUACCGUCCAUGAAUGUGAAGUUGUUUCCACAUCAAGAGUCAGCUGUGAGGUGGAUGUUGCAGAGAGAGCGAGUCCCUCAAGAACUCACUUAUCCUCAUAUUGGCCAUCUAUUCUCUGAAGAUGGAAAAGAGGUUUACUUUGACAAAGUGACAGGGGGGUUGUACUCAGAAGCCCUUCCUUCUGUGUUUGAUUUUAGAGGAGGUAUGGUGUGUGAUGAGCCAGGUCUGGGCAAGACUGUCACUGCUCUUUCCCUUAUCUUGAAGACCCAAGGAGUAGUGGCCACCGCUCCUCCAAAUGUGAACAUUCAGUGGUGUGAGCAUACGUCACAAAAAUGGACGGGCUAUUAUGAAGUAAGCACGAGAAAUGAUCCAUACCGUCCCAUGUCCACCUUGAAGAGGUGUUCACUGUUGAAGGGCAGGCGCGAUCAGUCCCCUGCAACAGUACUAGACUCACCAUCCUCGAGCCAUAGACUUUCUCCCUCUUCCCCUGCUUCCUCCUGUUCGACUUUUUCAAAAGCUGGGCUAGCCACCGACUUAAUGUGGCCAUUCAGUGGAGGUCAAGUUCUUCCUUUUCCAUCCCCUUCUACUCCCACCUCACAAACUGUUGAGUCACAUGCUUCUGGUACAUCAGAGUCACCUCAAGAUUCUUGUAGGGCUAAGCGGAAGUUGUGGGAUUCGUCUCCUGACAAUGCAUUCAAGAAGGCCAGGCGGUGUAGUACUCCGAAACGUCCAAAGGGACGUACGAAAGAAAAAAUGAAGGACAAUGAUUUACUUCAUGAUGAAGAUGAUAAAUGGGUACAGUGUGACGCCUGUGGGAAGUGGAGGAAGAUACCUGCGGAAGGGCGACCUCUCAAGGAGGGAAUGGCCUGGUUUUGUUCUAUGAAUGAAGAUGAACUUCAUCAGGAUUGUACUCUUCCGGAAGAGAUAUUUGACAAAAAUGAGAUGAUCACUUGCCUACCAGGAUUUGUUCAUAUGAGUAAGGAGACAGAUACAGAGGUCAAUGUUCCUUUUUUCAGGAAUGUAUUUAGAUCUCAUGUUCAAUCCAUUGACGAGGAGGCUAAGAAAGCCCUAAAGUGGUUGGGCGAUCUCCCGCGGGAGAAAGUGGUGAAGGCUGCUACCGAAGGUUUGCAGCUGCCUCCAACUCUGCAGAUGGCACCUGUGGGAGGCGUGGAGAAUCAUCCUUAUGAAAAGAUACUGGGGGCUUUCGGUCUGACGAAGAGGAAGGAGCGGAAGAAGAGCGUGAGAUGGUUCUACCCGAAGAAUCUCAACAAUCUAGUCUUUGAUUGUCUUGCUUUGAAAGAGGCAAUAGCUGAACCUGUGGAUGAGGUGAUGCGAUUCUACCUGUCAAAGGCUACUCUUGUGGUGGUACCUAACAAUUUGAUAGAGCAUUGGCGGACUCAGAUUCUCAAGCACAUCUCAAGGGAUCAACUCAGGUUCUUCAUCUGGACGGAUGUGAAAAGACUCCCAGCUGCCCACGUUCUAGCGUGGGAAUACGAUGUUGUGAUCACGACGUUCAGCAGGCUUAGUGCUGAGUGGAAUAAUCGGAAUACGAGUCCCCUAGCUAGGAUUCAUUGGCUACGGAUAGUGCUAGAUGAGGGACACACCCUGGGAGCUAGUAUAGCGUCGACUAAUAAACUCAAUAUGGCGGUCGGCAUGCGGGCCUGUCGACGAUGGAUCCUGACCGGAACUCCAACCCCUAAUACUCCGACCACUCAAGUUGGUCAUCUUCUGCCGAUGUUGAAGUUUCUGCAUGAGGAGAUUUACGGGAAUCACCCAAAGUUUUUUGACGCAGCCGUAUUAAGACCCUUCGAGGCAUGUACAGAGGAGGGUCGAAAUGCUCUUGUAAAUGUUUUGAGCAGGUGCAUGAUCAGUGCCAGGAAAUGUGAUCUGCGUUCCAUUCCGACAUGCACGCGGAAGAGGAAACUGCUAGAUUUUACCAAUGAGGAGCAUGCUGCCAGUUACAACGAGUUGGUGGUCACUGUGAAGAGAAAUAUCCUUAUGGCUGACUGGAGAGAUCCAUCUCAUAUUGAAUCUCUUUUGAACCCAAAAAAAUGGAAAGAACGGAAUAACACUUUGAGGAACGUACGCUUGUCAUGCUGUGUUGCCGGUCAUAUCAAAGUGUACAACGCAAAUCGUGAUAUAGACGACACCAUGGCCAUGCUUGUCGAGAAGGGAGUGUCUGAGAUGUCCCGUGAAUAUUACCAUAUCAGGAGCUGUCUCUUGAUAGGUGGUCUUUGUGAUAGGUGUUCUGAAUAUUCUAGAUUGCCAGCCAUCACACCAUGCCGGCAUCUUUUAUGCCUCACCUGUGUGGAACUUGAUUGCACCAAAUGCUCUUUGUGUAACCAUCCAUACCUGAUGCAAGUCCCUAAACCACGUCCAGACAAUCCGUCACCAAAGUGGCCUGUGCCCCAAAACCUUAUUGAGUUGCAGCCUUCUUAUGUGCAGGAUAAUUGGGAUCCAGAUUGGCGGCACACUACCAGCAGUAAAAUUGCGUACCUUGUUGGGCAGUUAUGGGAGAUGAAUACUAGGAACGAAAGGAUCUUUUCGCAGCAUUUGAACAUAAUGGUUCGGAAGGCAGCCGAGAAGGAAGUCAAACCAGAAAAAGCUAUCGUGUACUCUCAGUUUUUGGAGCACAUUAAUGUGAUUGAAAAGCAGUUUGUCGAUGCAGGUAUAAAUCAUGUAGGAAUGUACAGUCCGAUGCAGAUGAGAGACAAGAUGAAGUCCUUAAAGAGAUUUAAGGAAAUACCCGAGUGUACUGUCUUGAUAUUGGAUGGCAGUCAUGCCCUGGGACUGGACCUUAGUUUCGUUUCCAGGGUUUAUCUCAUGGAGCCUAUUUGGGACAGUAGCGUGGAAGAACAGGUGGUUAGUCGAGCCCAUCGCAUGGGGGCAUCUCAGCCUAUAACCGUUGAAACUUUGGCAAUGCGUGGAACAAUCGAAGAGCAAAUGAUUGCGAUCAAGGAAUCUAUUGUAAAGAGUGGAAGCAGCGGAAAGGAAUCAGCUGAGUAUUACUUACAACAGUUAGACUUUGUGCACGGGAAGAAAAGUUAGAGUAAAAUGUAAUCGGAAUUGUUUUUUGUACAGCUAUACGGGGAAUAUAUUCUUGAUAGGAGUACAGUAGAAUACACAUGAGGCGAAUUCCCCUUCUGAAUGUUCUGUAAGUUCAAUUUUGACAUUACCACAGAGAAGUGGUCCCGCACUAAACUAUCGACUUAUUAUAUUAGGUCUUUUCAAAUUCAACUGCAAGGGAAGAGUUCCAUAAAUUACUUGCGGAUUCAGUUCAGUUUUUCUUUUCCACUAAAGCCGCGAGGGACUAGUUCCGUAGAAUUGUUAGGUACAAAUCCAAAUAUCAUUGCAAUUGGUUAGGUAUAACCAAUUGCAAUUGGGUACCUCUUUUUAUGGAAUAUAUACCUCUUUCCAGUUAUAAUUGCAAUUUGUGUGGCACUUACAUUCUAUAUAUUAUAGACAUAUACUUGUUUCC